This is a messenger RNA of Panicum hallii, 1108 nucleotides long. RefSeq names its product enolase-phosphatase E1-like. NCBI's taxonomy places the organism in Eukaryota, Viridiplantae, Streptophyta, Magnoliopsida, Poales, Poaceae. The coding region runs from base 112 to 948 and encodes 278 amino acids. The transcript has 2 exons. The record is from RefSeq and is a predicted model, not a curated record.
AGCUCGCCCGACGACUCCUCUCCCCCGUCCGUUCCCUCUCCGGUCGCUCUCUCUCCCUACCGCUCCUCCUCCUCCUCCCCGUCUCGCCGGCGUCGCCAGCGCCGGCCGGCCAUGGGUUGCGGUGGCUCCAAGGACGCCGUGGCCACCGGCAACACCACCGCCAGCGGCGCCGCCGGCAAGCUCCUCCGGAGGAAGUCCUCCGUCUCCACCGGCCAAGGCCACACCUCCUCCUCGUCCUCCGGAAGCACCGCCGUCGCCGUCAAAGACGUCGUGAAGGAGCCGGCCGCCGGCGACGGCGAGGCUAACAAGGCGACCGGUGUCGUCGAGGCGGCUUCCGCCGAGAAGCCCGCGCCCGCGGCCGUCGAAGAGAAGAAAGGGAAUGACGACUCCGUGAGGGAGCGGGCCGCCGGCGAGGCAAAGGCGGUGGACAUCUUGGUGAUCUCCCCCGAGGAGCCCGCCGCCGCUGCCACCGUCGGGGGGAAGAAGGAACCCAAGAAGGAUGGUGAGGUGGCCAAGAAGGAUGUCGCCGUCGACGUCGCUGUCGCGGCUGCUGCUGUUUCGACGACGGCGGCCGAGGUAGCCGCGGCGCCGGCCCCCGUAGCGGAGCAAGCCGAGAAGGUGGAGGAUGAGGAGCAGCUGCCGGCGUCCACCAUGGCCGAGGAGGCGCCGGUGGAGGCGGCGGAUACGGUCGAAGAGGAGAAGAAGGUGGAGAAGGCUGAGGAGAGCAAACCCGAAGAGGAGGAGAAGGCGACGUCUCCUGCUCCGACCAAGGAGGAUGGGGAACCAUCAGCCGGGAAGCAGAACACCAUGGAGGCCAAACCGGUCGAGGAGGACAAGGCGGAGGAUGCGGCUGUCGUCCCAGUGCCGUCGGUGGAGGAGGAGAAGAAGAACAACGCCAACGACGAACACACCGCCGCCGCCGCGGCAAGCGAACCGCCGGCCAACUAAUGAAGUAUUGAUUAGGAGGAGGAGGAGAAGAGACGGCGUGCAACGAGUGCAUCAUCGAUCGAUCAAACAAGCAAAUUAAACGACAUGUUCUUGUUGUUGAAUUCUGUUUGUAAUGCGUCCGUUGCGCUACGUGGAAUCAACAUAUAUGGUUAUGCAUGCU